AUGCAAAUAAUACCGUCUCUCUUGGCCUCUCUGUUGUUAUGGGCUGCUCCGUCGCUUGGAUGGGUACAGCUGCCUCCUUUUCAGCACACAACCAGCUCUGCAGUUUCGUCCUUCCACACCCGACUAGACGCAGCAGCUCGCAUUGCCGUUCCAGCGUCGGAAUUGGAUGCGGAUCUGACAUCCGAUGAACGCACCGUGGUAUCGGUAGUGCGCAGCUGUGGUCCUUCUGUGGCCUUUGUGACUUCGGUGUUGCCCUUGGAAAGCACCAGUAACAGUGGUAGAAGAAGACGACGCUGGACUGGGACGCCAAAACCCAACAAUCGCACGGAAACCAAAACAUUGCCACGAGGACAAUCCUUGGGAUCUGGCUCGGCAUUUGUGGUGGACGAAACUGGAUAUCUGGUCACCAACUACCACGUCAUUGAAUCGGCCUAUCGCAUGAUUGCCGCUUCCAAGGCAGUGGAUGCCAUGGUAGACGGUCUGGUCGCCAAUGCUACCAACUGCACGGGAUUCUCCUACGACUUUUGGAAUUCCACCGUGCAGUCUCUGUUACAGCCAUCUUCACUGCCAUUGCCACAAAUCUACGUGCGUCUCAACAGUGAAACACGAUAUCAAGCAUGUCGUGUCGUUGGUGUCAAACCCGAUCUCGAUGUGGCGGUGCUUCAAGUACUAACAGAAGAUACUGAUACAAACAAUAACAACACUGCCGUUGUUGUGGCACCGGCCGUCCAUUCCGUUACGACCGGCGUGGUGUCGGCUGUGGAUAGAGAAUUGAACACGGUGGGAGGACGCAGUCGGACCCGCAUCACUCCCAUUCAAGGAUGUAUUCAAACCGAUGCCGCCAUCAAUCCAGGAAACUCGGGAGGUCCACUCCUGAGUUUGAAAGGACAAGUGGUGGGUGUCAACACGGCCAUUGUCUCCACAUCCGGAAGCAAUGCCGGAAUUGGAUUUGCCGUACCCAGUGAUCAAAUUCAACCCGUCGUCGAAAAAAUUAUACUCAACGACAAGGCUAGCAGUAGUAGUAAAAAGGGACGUGGAUGGUUGGGAGUUUCCAUGGUCGAUCGACGCACUCUUGACAACAGCAACAAUACGCUCGGCGAAAAGAAUUGGGUGGCUCGGGUAGAACCCCACUCACCAGCGGAAAAGGCAGGAAUUCGAGCCAUUCAAAUUUUGGACAAUGGAUCCGUCCGAUACGGGGACGCCAUUGUGGCCAUUGCUGGAAAGACGGUCGAGACAUUUGUCGAACUGCAAACAGAACUCAAAAAGUGCGUCGUGGGAGAAAACCUGACCGUGACUUUGGAAGAUGAGCAAGGAGAACGACGGGUCGUGUACAUUGAUUUGGAAGCGAGACCGUAA
Molecule: messenger RNA, 1356 nt
Organism: Seminavis robusta
Lineage: Eukaryota; Bacillariophyta; Bacillariophyceae; Naviculales; Naviculaceae
Source: the annotation of a GenBank genome assembly